Messenger RNA from Micropterus salmoides (largemouth bass), 3202 nucleotides. RefSeq names its product RPA1 related single stranded DNA binding protein (gene radx). The record is from RefSeq and is a predicted model, not a curated record. NCBI's taxonomy places the organism in Eukaryota, Metazoa, Chordata, Actinopteri, Centrarchiformes, Centrarchidae. Gene Ontology annotation, cellular component: replication fork. Gene Ontology annotation, molecular function: single-stranded DNA binding. Gene Ontology annotation, biological process: regulation of DNA repair.
CAAAAAUAGGAUUUUCCUCUUUACAUUAACCGGACAGCUUUUAUGUGAGACUAAAGUAUUCAGUAUGGUAACAUUGGACACAUACAGUAAGUAUUUUAACGUAGGGCGGAUUUCUUUCUCUUUGCGAACUAGUGUGUUUAUGGCAAAUAGUGACGCAAUCAAACAGCACCCGCGUUGUUUGUAACGUUAGCCUGCAACUUCGAUAGCGGAGUAUCCUCUUCUUAAACACCGUGAAAUAUUAAGUCUUGAAUAGUAAAGUGUUUGUAGUAUUUAGAUACGUCUACGUUAGUCCUACAUUCUUCCAGACACCACUCUUUUUUAUGCGCAAGUUUAAACGCGUGUAGAACAGGUUGCUGAGACUGUCAGGAAGACGUUAGUUAGCCAACAAGCUAACAUGAGACCACAGCAGCGACACAGCAGCUAUCCAAAAGGUAACGGCUUGAGUUAAUUGUCCACAAUGGAGGAUACCUCGUCUUGUUCUUCGAUGGUUACUGGUCUUUCGCAAGCGUCUUGCCUCCAGAGGACGUUGGAGCGGUUAUCCUUCACACAGUGUCUGAAACUGAAAACGGAGGAGGCGGGUCGUGUCGCUGUCAUCGCACUUCAGAGGUAUCUAUCCGAGCAAACUGAGGGGCAGCAGCAGCCCGACAGCUACAGCUACGAUGUGACUGUCACUGACGGGGUCGGGCGAGUCAAAUGCUUUGUUCACCCUAGUUUAAACCACCUGGUGCACUCGAACAUCCUCAGGACUGGGACUGACAUCAGCAUCACGCAGUGCUCUUUUGUUUACAACGAGAGGAGACUGGGACAUGGUUACGUUUGCAUUGAAAAGCUCAGAUGUGGUGCAAGGAGGUCUGCUGUCCUGCCCCACAUAAAGGAUGUCAGUUCACUGCCCAUGCUGGUCAAGCAUGGCAUGGAGAGGAGUGUGGUGCUGCAUAGUGAUGUUCCCCUUCAGGUGAACCGCAAACAUUACCUGUCUCUGUGGAACAACGACGACCCGGAGGGAGACAUCUGGGUCUCAGGGUCUCCGUCAUCUGACACAGUGCUGGACGUGUCCAAAAUUACACUUCUUCGUAGUCUGGAGUCAUGCUUUAGAAACACAUGGAAACCCCUUCCUCUGCUAGUGAAGAUAAUACACAAGUCCAGAUUACGGUAUUAUGGGAAGUUUGGGCUCAAGAUUGAUUACCCCUACCAGGCUUACUUUGAAGUUGCUGACCAGAGUGGGACAAUGUCCCUUGUGCUUUGGAACGAACUUUGUCCGGAGUUUUACCAGAGACUGAAUGUAGGCACAGUAUUGUACCUCCAAAAUUACACCUUGAAGCAGAGUUAUUCAAACCGGUCACACCCACAAAUGGACCAUCACAGGAUGAAGACUUUUAACUCAGUAGAAAUCUGCCUGAACCCUCGCAACCCAGCCUCUGUCAUCACUGUGGUCUCACCAAAGAGUGUACUGCCUCAGUGGGGAUUGCCUGAGGUUUCCUACCAGUUCAUCACCAGGUCAGAGUUGGAUAAAUUAGCCACCAAUUCUGCAUGCGAUGUCAUUGGUUUGGUAACAUUUGUUGGUCGUGUGGAAAGAGUCAAGAGUAAAGGGAACAAGGGUCCAGAAAAGUACUGGACGUACCGCUGGAUCCACGCAGUGGACGGAACAUCUGACCACCCUUUUAUCCUCGAGGUUUUUUCCUCUUCACGCCCAGAAAUUUUCAGUCAGAUUUGCCCAAUGACCUACCUGGUGUGUACUCAGAUGAGAGUUUGUCAUGUGGAAGGCUCGUCGCCCUACCUAACAAGCAGCUGCGAGACAGAGACGUUCAUCACAGGCUAUCACAAAGGUCAGCCAUAUGUGAGUGACCCCAAAGUGAAGAGCUUCAUCCAGUGGACCAAGACUUUGAAGGACAAUGUUGUCCUCCAGAAGACUGCUGUUGGUGGUCAUUAUUGCUACCCUCCCCCACAGAAGUGUACUCAGUCACUGGCAGAUGCCUCAGGUCAAGCUCCUCUGGUUGCUGUGGCUGACUUGAAGAGGGAGUUAGAGACCCUGCAUUACAUGGAACAUAAAAAACUUGCAAUUCAAGGACAGAUUACGGCAGUGCGGUACAUGAAAAGCCCAAGGGCCACAGAUUCUCAAGGAGCAGAAGAGGAAGAGGUGCUAGAUGUUUUAUCUGAGGUGUGUGAACAAGCUGAACCUGACACACACUCGACAGCUGAGCAGACUUUGGCAACCAGUUUAACAUCUCCCUCUGCUGAGAAAAUCGCAGCAAGCAGAAGGAAAAGAAGAAUUCAAACAGGAGAAGCCACGGAGAGCACUUUGAAUAAUGGUGGCGUGCCAGCAAAAAGGAGGGCUGGAUAUAAUAAUACAGAGGAAGGACAAGAAGAAGACAGUGAGGAAGUUCAGGAUGUGGAAUCGCGCCUCCGACUGCAAAAUCAAAAUCAAGACUCUGAUGUAUUAUCUUGGGAAAGCAGCAGUUGGCUGAAGCAGCGACAGGAAGUAUCUGAACAUUUGUGUCAAGGUGGUUUGUACCAGGACAGUAUCUCUCAGAGGUUCACCUCUGAUGAAAAGUACGUCCUCCUGCAGUGGAGUAACCUUCAGCCAAUGCAGUGGACACCAGAGCAAGUCACAGACACCACCACCCCACCUGGGGUUUGUCCAGGAUACUACCAAGUAACAAUAUUAGGCAUAAACAAGCAGAUGGCCGUUGAUGCCGCGUACUUUCCUAUUGUGAGCUCAGAUGAGCCCAGGGCGGUAGGUCUUCCUCAGCAUCCUCACGGCAACACGAUGCUCUCCUGCCUUUCGUCUGGCUUCAUCUGCCCUCUCAGUGAUUCUGCCAACUGCAGUGAAGCUUUACCUCCUGAGCCAGAGGAGGUCUUAGCGACUGCCAGUGAGCUAGAGGAUACGCAUGUCGUGUGCAUCUUGGACCUUUGUCAUUUGGGUGGACAUAAGGUGGAAGUCAUAAUCAGCAAGGUGUACAGAGUGUCAGAGGUUUGUCUCGACUAGGAGGCACAGAAGAGUGAGUGUUCAGUUCUGUUAGAAUAGCUUGUAAUUAUUGUUAGCAAACAUUAAUCAUGUAAUUAGACAGUUAUUUUGGAUAGAAAGCGCAAAGGAAACCCAGUCCACUUGUUUUAUACCAAACCUCAGUUUGAUACUUGUAAAUUGCCUGAUUACCUGUUAUAAGAGAAAACAAUGUUUUAUCAGCCAUUAAAACACUGACAUACA